AUAUCUCCUUCCAACCUAGCAACGUUUAAGAGUUGCAUUCUCUAAGCUUCCUAGCUCACUUGAGCAGAUCAGCCAUGGAUUCUCUCUUACAAGCUGGUUUGGGAUCUUUGUCCCUGGCAGUCUUCCUUAUGAUCAUCAUCCCCUUGCUGUUCUUGUUGGGUCUGGUUUCUCUUGUCCAAAGAAAGUUGCCAUAUCCGCCGGGGCCUAAAGGGUUGCCGAUCGUCGGAAACAUGGGGAUGAUGGACCAGUUAACGCACCGGGGCCUGGCCAAAUUGGCAAAGCAAUACGGUGGAAUCUUUCACCUCCGGAUAGGGUACUUACACAUGGUGGCCGUGUCGAGCCCCGAGGUGGCGCGCCAGGUCCUUCUGGUUCAGGACAGCAUCUUCUCCAAUCGUCCUGCCACCAUAGCCAUCAAGUACCUCACCUAUGACCGUGCAGACAUGGCCUUUGCUCACUACGGUCCCUUCUGGCGACAGAUGCGAAAGCUCUGCGUGAUGAAGCUGUUCAGCCGCAAAAGAGCGGAGUCGUGGGAGUCCGUGCGAGAGGAGGUCGACGCGACUGUGCGUACCGUGGCAUCCAACACCGGCGAGCCGGUGAACAUCGGGGAGUUGGUAUUUGAACUGACGAAGAAUAUAAUCUAUCGGGCAGCUUUCGGGACGCAGUCGCACGAAGGACAGGAUGAGUUCGUUGGGAUACUGCAGGAGUUCUCCAAGCUGUUUGGAGCUUUCAAUAUCGCGGAUUUCAUUCCUUGGAUGGGAUGGGUUGAUCCGCAGGGACUCAAUGCCCGGCUGGCUAAGGCACGUCACUCACUGGACAGGUUCAUCGACAACAUCAUCGACGAUCACUUGGAGAAGAAGAAGAAGAAGAAGAACGAGAAAACUGUUGGGUCGGUCUGUGAGGACACUGAUAUGGUGGACGAUAUGCUAGCUUUUUACAGCGAGGAUGGAAAAGUUGGCGAUUCCGAUGACUCCAUCAAACUCACCAAAGAUAACAUCAAAGCCAUCAUCAUGGACGUGAUGUUUGGUGGGACGGAGACAGUAGCGUCAGCGAUAGAGUGGGCCAUGGCGGAGCUGAUGAAAAGUCCAGAUGAUCUCAAGAAGGUCCAACAAGAGCUCGCCGACGUUGUGGGUUUGGAUCGCCGAGUCGAAGAGAGCGACUUCGAGAAGCUAACCUACCUCAGAUGCUCUCUCAAGGAGACUCUACGCCUCCACCCACCGAUUCCCCUGCUCCUACACGAGACCGCUGAGGAGGCCGAGGUAUCCGGCUACAGAAUUCCGGCAAAGACGCGUGUGAUGAUCAACGCGUGGGCGAUCGGCAGGGAUCGGGAUUCUUGGGAGGACCCUGAAGCCUUCAAGCCCUCGAGAUUCCUAAGAGAGGGCGUGCCGGACUUUAAAGGCAGUAAUUUUGAGUUUAUUCCGUUCGGUUCAGGUCGGAGGUCCUGCCCCGGGAUGCAGCUCGGACUCUAUGCGCUGGACUUGGCCGUGGCUAACCUCCUCCAUUGUUUCACGUGGGAGUUGCCGGACGGGAUGAAGCCCAGUGAACUCGACAUGAACGACGUGUUCGGACUCACUGCACCGAGGGCGAGUCGACUCAUCGCCGUACCGAGUAAACGGGUGGUGUGUCCACUUGUUUGAGCGAUAGGAUAUUUUCGUUUUUGGAAUUUGGGUUUUAUGCCUAACGAAUCCUUGGAGUAAAGAAAAGGAGUUCUAGUCACGGAAUAUCUGUCGAGAAAAUAAUAAUAAUAAAAACAGGUAUGGAAUUUAGUGCUGUUGAAUAGAAUUUUUUUAAACAAUAAAUAUUGUAAAUUUUGAA
Carya illinoinensis is the source of this 1812-nucleotide messenger RNA. Its product is annotated as cytochrome P450 84A1-like. The transcript has 2 exons. The record is from RefSeq and is a predicted model, not a curated record. Lineage: Eukaryota; Viridiplantae; Streptophyta; Magnoliopsida; Fagales; Juglandaceae. Gene Ontology annotation, molecular function: heme binding; oxidoreductase activity, acting on paired donors, with incorporation or reduction of molecular oxygen; monooxygenase activity. Gene Ontology annotation, biological process: lignin biosynthetic process. Bases 75 to 1634 code for a protein of 519 amino acids.